CUCUGUUUUCCAGCUCUUUUAUUUGCGAUUCUACACUCACAUCUUCAUCAUGACAACUGAGGUGGCUUUUGACACGUCUAUGGGCUCCUUCUCCGUGGAGCUCUACAAUACCCAUGCGCCCAAGACAUGCAAGAACUUUUCGACCCUCGCCGAACGUGGCUACUACAACAAUGUCAUCUUCCAUCGCAUCAUUCCUGACUUCAUGGUCCAAACUGGUGAUCCUACUGGCACCGGUCGGGGAGGUAGCUCCAUCUACGGCGAGAAAUUCGAGGACGAGAUUCGAGGAGAGCUGAAACACACCGGCGCUGGAAUUCUGAGCAUGGCGAACAGUGGACCAAAUACCAAUGGUAGUCAGUUCUUCAUCACUCUUGCGCCAACACCCUGGCUGGACGGGAACCACACGAUUUUCGGCCGAGUGAAAAGUGGCAUGAGAGUGAUCCAGCGUAUGGGACUAGUCAAGACCGGUGCGGAGGACAAGCCAGUGGAUGAGCUGAAGAUCAUUCGGGCUCGGGUGGUUGAAGCAGGCACACAAGAGUGAGAGUCACGCGGUGCGGCUUAUUCCAUCGGGUUACGGUGGAUGGUCAUGCACAUCAAGUAUCUUCUCCCUGAAAAAGCGGGUGUUGCCCAAUUUGGAGAUUUUAGAUUCCAUCUGCGAUGCGGGUUGCAGGCAUCACCUUCGGUGCGCCCGGACCAAGUCAUGCUAGGGCAGCAUUGUCUUGCUGUUGUCUCAAGGUGCUAUGAAAGCCUCCUGGACUCUACAAACUACAAUAUCAGAGUGGCAGAGCAAGCUACCACUCUAAUAAUGAGAUUAUGGAUGUAUCACUACAAAACGAACCGCUUCCAUCAAAUGUCUCCAUCAAGAGCAGCAGAUACAGAGUGACAAGAAAUCUUAUCUACCACUCCCAAACGAAGUCCAGUGAAGGACCGCGUCAAUGAAGACCAGGCUACCAUAGUAUAGUAACCCGUUCUGUGCAGAACACCGG
Penicillium samsonianum is the source of this 983-nucleotide messenger RNA. RefSeq names its product putative peptidyl prolyl cis-trans isomerase (CypC) (gene cyp1). Gene Ontology annotation, cellular component: catalytic step 2 spliceosome. Gene Ontology annotation, biological process: protein folding; protein peptidyl-prolyl isomerization. NCBI's taxonomy places the organism in Eukaryota, Fungi, Ascomycota, Eurotiomycetes, Eurotiales, Aspergillaceae. The coding region runs from base 50 to 538 and encodes 162 amino acids. Gene Ontology annotation, molecular function: peptidyl-prolyl cis-trans isomerase activity. The transcript has 3 exons. The record is from RefSeq and is a predicted model, not a curated record.